CGCGAGAAUCAUUUUUGGUGGGUUAGAGGAAUGUCGCAUUAAGAAACCGCUUGUACAGUCAUUCUCGAAAUCGCCUUGACCAAUAUACACUCUGUAACUUUUCUCUUGGCCCACUGCCAAGGCCUUAGUGCUAAUCAACUGUCCACGUUUAGCGGGGCAUUCUUCCUUCCCCGCCCGGCAUUGCCCCUUCAUUUCUCAGUUCUUUCAAAUCGCUUUUUUCAAGAAUCUCGUGUCUAGGUACUUUUUACAAGGCCCAAGAUGUGCGAACCUCAGAAUCUAUUGCACAGACGUCGAAAGUAUCCUUUAGAAGUAUCCGAAGACGAAAGAAUUCUGGAGGGAACGGCAUCUACUUUGCUUAGGCUACGUUUUUCGAUUUUGGAAACACUGCGAACGCACGGAACCUACGAGGACUUGCAAACAUUUCAGCAGUUUAUUAAAGACGAUCUGGACAAAAUUACCCGUGACGGUUCCCCUGAGUCGCUUCCAUUCAAAAUACGUGUCACCAAGUACGCGAAGAAUCUCUCUAGCGAGGACCUUGAUCGGAUAGUCUCCAAGCCUAUCAAGAGCGAUUGGUACCGUGAUGCGAUACAUAUGCGGAUUGCCGCUUGUGAGACGGCCAGGGAAGAAGAAGAAGUGCAGAACUUUCAAUUUUUUGAUGAAACACAUUAUUGCGCUCAGGACUCAGCUUAUAAAGAGUUGCGUGAUAUAGUGGACAUAUCAGAAACCCUAUGCAUGCAUGUCGAAAAGGCAGCCGCGAGUGGAUGUCUUCAAAAGCAUAUUAAGUUUCUCAAAGAGCAAUUGCAAAAAAUGCACGAGAAUACAGAAGAAGGCCGUGAAUAUUUGGGUAUUGAGCACAAGCCACUAGGUUUCCCAAAUGAUGCUGGUCAGGAGAAAAUACCAAACGGCCCUUCAAAUAGUCCACGGAUUACUAGCAUUGAACAGCCAAAGGCAAGAUCCGCUCUUGCUUUUCUUGUGCCUGUUAUAUGCACCCUUUCAGCUAUUCCCGCUUAUUUCGCUUGGGAUCAUGCAGAGAAUAAUCCAGGAAGAGCAACAGAUUCGAAUUUUCUUCAGCUUUUGGCAUCUGCUCCAAUUCAACUCCUUGGGAUAUUUACCGCACUCUGGCCGAUAAUCAAAAAUUUUCGACCUGAUCGUGCUGCCUGGAUACAAUCUUGGACGUUAGCAAUCUUAAGUUUCUGCUUGACUAUUGCUGCAGUUCCGCUUUAUCUUCUUGCGUCAGCAUCAUGGAGUGCGAUGUCACUUUUUGCUGGAUCUUUUAUGCAGUCCUUUUUACAACUGCAACUCAUUCUUGGGAUACCUAGGCAGAAAGUCCAUGAAGACUAGGCCAAUAAUAUCACGGACAAGGCGGGCAAGGAAAGCGUGUCUUACGAGAUAUAUGUGCUGUCUUGUGCUGACGGAGAUCGACACUGCAUUAUGGACAAUAGGAUGGGUGUUCUUGCAAUGCCCUGACGCAUGAGGCUCUUCCUAGACUACUUAGGUGGGAAAGUGAUUUCAAUUAGGAGAUAUUGCAAACACAUGUGGGGGGAAGAAAUAAGUAACAAUUUAGUCUGCAAACCCAUCAAGAGCGCUUGUCGCAUUAAGCUAUAUAACUAUACAAGGCCCCUAGGAUGUAUAGUUCAAAGAAUGAACUAGUUGGCCGUAAGCGAACUCCUAGAAUAGCCCCAGGAUCUCCGCAAUAAAGAAGCUACAUAACAUAGUACGAAGGAAGGAUUGCAGUUCUCAUACUCACGACAAGAUCCUAUGAGAUUUUAUAAUCUUUUCGUACGGAUAGGCAAUAUUGCGAAAUCAGAGA
Aspergillus ruber CBS 135680 is the source of this 1810-nucleotide messenger RNA. RefSeq lists its product as uncharacterized. The transcript has 2 exons. NCBI's taxonomy places the organism in Eukaryota, Fungi, Ascomycota, Eurotiomycetes, Eurotiales, Aspergillaceae. Bases 259 to 1341 code for a protein of 360 amino acids. The record is from RefSeq and is a predicted model, not a curated record.